AUGGAAGAAGAAGCAGGACAUCUUGCAAUUCCUGGACCAUUUGAACAUUUCAAAAUCCUUUUACCGGGUGAUAAGCAUAAUCAACGUGCUGCCAAAGGAUUACGAAGUGCCUUGAACGGAGGAUAUUCUUCUAGGCAAUUGCGUGCUGAACGUAAAGCUGCUGCUCAGGCAGAUGAAGAUUUGGUACCGAUUCGACUGGAAAUUGAUCAUGAAGGUUGGAAAUUGCGUGAUACGUUCACAUGGCCAGCACCUGAAUCGUACAAAGGAGAACUUUUAGAACGUUUUGCAAUCACACUUUGUGAAGAUUUCGGUUUGCCAAUCGUACAUUUUGCUCAAGCCAUUCGAGAAGCAAUCAUUACGCAAGUACAAGAUCAUACUUCUGCCGAAGCUUUGAGGCCUUUGCCAUCAAAAAGGAAACGCGAUGAAAUGAUCGGAAAAGGACAAAUGCGAAUUCAAAUCAAGCUGGAUAUCACCGUAGGUGCGAUGAAUUUGGUCGAUCAAUUCGAAUGGGAUGUCAGUGAUGACGGCAGCUCUGCAGAAGAUUUUGCCUCUACAUUUGCCGCAGAUUUGGGUUUGUCGGGAGAGUUCAAAACAGCGAUCGCGCACUCGAUAAGGGAACAGGUUGAUGUCUACACUCGAUCACUCUCUUUGGUCGGUUACACCUUUGAUGGAUCAGAAGUUAUCGAUGAGGAAUUACGUGGUGCCCUGCUUGCUCCUGUUUCAAGUAUCGUUCGAUUUGAACAUGACGUCGAUGCUCAUACACCCAAAUUGAUGCAAUUGAGCGAAUUGGAGAUUAUGCAAAUGGAGAAAGAACGUGAACGUGAAGCACGUCGUAAACGUCGUCAAACUCGUGGUCGU
Meira miltonrushii is the source of this 858-nucleotide messenger RNA. Its product is annotated as SNF5-domain-containing protein. Gene Ontology annotation, biological process: chromatin remodeling; regulation of transcription by RNA polymerase II. Lineage: Eukaryota; Fungi; Basidiomycota; Exobasidiomycetes; Exobasidiales; Brachybasidiaceae. The transcript is spliced from 2 exons. The record is from RefSeq and is a predicted model, not a curated record. Gene Ontology annotation, molecular function: transcription coregulator activity. The annotation marks the transcript as partial. Gene Ontology annotation, cellular component: nuclear chromosome; SWI/SNF complex; nucleus.